AUGAGUUCAAGUCCAGAAAGCUCCCUCGAGAACCAUCGUCCAAACCGGCCAAGUCAUUCCAAGCUUGUCUUUGACCAGACUCUGAUCACUUGUGAAGUUCGUCGGCAUAACUACCCAGGCAAUGGCACAGUCGAUGAUCCAUACCUCGUUGACUGGCUACCGAACGACCCCAAGAAUGGCUUCAACAUCUCAAUUGGCAUGAAAUGGGUUAUCGUCAUGAUCUGCAGCUUCAAUACUUUGGCUUGCUCCUUGGUAUCCACCGUGUUCGCAGGUACAAUCAUUCAAAUUGAUGACUAUUUCCAAUCGGGAGAGGAAGUUUCCAUCCUUACUGUCUCCCUCUUUGUGCUUGGUUUUGCCGUUGGCCCUGUUCUUUGGGGCCCACUUUCCGAGCUCUAUGGUCGCCAGAUAAUCUACCUUCUUACCUCAGGUGCCUCGGUCAUCUUUGAGGGGGCAUCCAUUGCCUGUCAACGGCAAGAUAUAGCCGCACUUACUGUACUUCGCUUCUUCGCCGGCUCGUUUAGUGCAUCAGCGAUCUCCAACUCACCUGCCAUCGUUGCCGAUAUUUUUUCGCCCGCCGAACGUGGUCUAGCUGUCAUGGCAUACUCUAUCUUUCCUUUCCUUGGCCCCACUCUUGGCCCGAUCUGUGGCAAUUUCCUUGCCGCUGGCGCAGGAUGGUGUUGGGUGGAUACUCUGUGUACAAUUCGAUGA
Molecule: messenger RNA, 708 nt
Organism: Penicillium malachiteum
Lineage: Eukaryota; Fungi; Ascomycota; Eurotiomycetes; Eurotiales; Aspergillaceae
Product: Major facilitator superfamily domain general substrate transporter
Exons: 1
Coding region: 1-708 (235 amino acids)
Biological process (GO): transmembrane transport
Molecular function (GO): transmembrane transporter activity
Source: RefSeq, a predicted model, not a curated record